AUGUCUCUUAUACAAAUACUUUCUCAAAAACGCUUACAGAAUUCUGUACAAAUCCAUAAAGGCGAUUGGGAGGGGCAGAUUUACAGGCUUCAGUACUGUCUAAUACGAGUCAGGGUGAGUUCGACAGCACCAGCUGGCCAUAAUCUGUGUUCUGACAGACACAGUCAAGAUGUUGUCUCCCAGCAGGGAAUGUCGCGCCUCAUCAGUAAACCUCGCCCUCCUAAAACUGACGGACAAACACCCAAAGCAAGGCCAGAAGUCGACACUGGCUUUAAGAGUCUCAAGAAUGAAAACAAAUGGAGUUUCUCAAUAGAUGCAGUUGUAGAAAAUCAAUUAUACGAAUUUGGUAAGCUUCAAAUUGGAGAGUAUCCUUCUCAGUCCUUCAUCUUUGGUGCCGAUGAUCAUAAACUGUAUCUCGAACAUGGAAAAGUCACGAGUGAUGAGAUUGAUUAA
Phycomyces blakesleeanus NRRL 1555(-) is the source of this 453-nucleotide messenger RNA. RefSeq lists its product as hypothetical. The record is from RefSeq and is a predicted model, not a curated record. The transcript is spliced from 4 exons. Lineage: Eukaryota; Fungi; Mucoromycota; Mucoromycetes; Mucorales; Phycomycetaceae. The coding region runs from base 1 to 453 and encodes 150 amino acids.